AGCAACAUGCGACUUGAAGGACAUGAUCGAUUGUGGAUUUUGCUAUCCAUCAUUUUCCAUAGUAAUGAAAAUGCUCUUGGCUCGACAUAGCCUGUUCUAUUCGUUCCGAACCAAAUUUGCGCUGGGUUUAAGUAACAUAGUACACGAUGGAGCUCGAGAGGACAGAAUUUUUUUUAUCAAGGGAAAGAAUCUAGGGUUAGUGAAAACUAAUAAAUUAGGCCAACUUUGUCAGUCUAUCCUUAAUAUAGAAAUAAAUCGAAAGGUUAAAAUAAGAAGAAAGUCCAAUAAAAGUAUAUCAGAAUCAAUCCCUCUUAUUAGAUUUCUAUAGAAGAGAUAAAUGCUUUAUCGAAGGAAAUAAGAAAAAAGGGUAUGUUGCUACUCUUUUGAAAGAAAAAAAUAGGAAUUCCCGAAGUAAUGUCUAAACCCAAGGAUUUCACAAAUCAAAGAUAAAGGAUUCCAGAACAAGUAAACACAAUUUUCAAUUGUCUCAACAACAGAGUUGGAUUAGAAUAAGGAAUAAAAGUCAAUUCGUUCGAAAUGAGACAAAGAAAAGAGUUUAAAGACGACUCAAAAAUUUUGGAAGGAUUUUGCCUUCGAAGUUUGUCAGGCAAAAUUAGCCCACUUGAGUCAUGAGUAUAAAUGAAAUUUGUUUUUUCUGUAAGGAAAUUAAUGCACGUCAUAGUCUAAUUUCUAUUAUUAUCGACAGAAAUUCGAAUCAUUUUCUCGAGCCGUAUGAGGAGAAAACCUCAUAUACGUUUCUAGGGGGGGGCGUUGUUUAUCUACAUCUAUCCCAAUAAGCUGUCUAUCGAAUCGUUGCAAUUGAUGUUCGAUCUCGAAGAGAAGGAAGAGAUCUUCAAAAAGUAGGUUUUUAUGAUCCGAUAAAGAAUCAAACUUGUUUAAAUGUUCCAGCUAUUCUCUAUUUCCUUGAAAAGGGUGCUCAACCAACAAGAACUGUUUAUGAUAUUUUAAGGAAGGCAGAAUUCUUUAAAGAAAAAGAAAGAACUUUGAGUUAAUUGAAGAACUAAAUGAAUCAAAAAAUAGGAUAGGAGAAGAUUAUUAGUAUUCCUAGUUGUCUAAUUAUUUAGACACAAUUUACCUCUUUUUUAAUCCUAUUUGGAUUUAUAUUAUAUCGUGCCAAUCCAACAUAAGCCCCUAUUUUAUUUACUUUUUCUAUCUAAUUUGUUUUCUUACCAUUGUAUUUCCAUUGACAAAGGUCUAUUGAACAAAUAGAAUUUGUAGAUAGAUGGGUCUCUUUAUCCUCACUCCAUAUUCAAUUUUUCCGCCUACACUUCGCUCAAAUGAUAAGGGUGUUCCUCUUGCAUGUAUUCUCAUACAAUAUAAUAUAUAUUUUUUAUAAUAUAUAUUUUUUGUUAAUAAAAAUCGCUAAAAAUAAGGAGAAUUUGGCCAUCGUGAUUAGGGUCGCUCUUUUUUUAACUUUACUUUAGUGGAAUUUCACCGGACCUGUUCGUUUUGGCAUUUGAGUGUUUUUCAUGGUCGAUAAAAAAAAUCUUUUGAUGUCUUGCUAGUUCAAUGUUUUGACAGAAGCGCGCGGUGUAAUUCCAUUGAUUUUUGGAUUUCGAUCGUAUCUAAGAUCCUUUUUUUAUCUGGGUUGCUAACUCAAUGGUAGAGUACUCGGCUUUUAAGUGCGACUAUGAUCUUUUACACAUUUGGAUGAAACAACAAAUUCGUCCAGACUCUUGGUAGAGUCUAGAAGACCACGACUGAUCCUCAAAGGUAAUGAAUGGAAAAAAUAGCAUGUCGUAAUAAAAUCAAUCUUUUUUGAAUGGAAUCCAAAAUUACGAUUUUCUGGGUCUAAUGAAUAAAUGGAUAGAGCCUGGCUCCAAUUCUGGUAAAAUAAAAAGCAACGAGUUGAACUUCCUAAUUGGAAUGAUUCCCCGCUCUAAUUAGACGUUAAAAAUAGAUUAGUGCCGGAUGCGGGGAAAGGUUGGGUUUUCCUAUGAGUGGACCCUUUAUUUUUUCUUUUUUUUUUUAGAAAUCCUAAUUAUUCUUGAUUAUGGAUUGAAUAAGGGAUGUUAUGGAUUGAAUGUGUAAAAGAAGCAGUAUAUUGAUAAAGAGGCUGUAUUCCAAAGUCAAAAGAGCGAUUGGCCUGCAAAAAUAAAAAACUUGUUCUGUUCUUUUUUUUUAAUUAGAACAAACAUAAACUAAUUGGGUAGAAAAGGAGCAGAAAAAGAUCUGUGGAUUAGACUCCCUUUCUUUCCAGGGUUUGUAUUAAAAAUGCAACACCCUGUUCUGACCAUAUUGCACUAUGUAUCAUCAUUCGAUAAACCGAGAAAUGCUUCUUCUCUCUGAUUCAAGUAGAAAUACAAAUGGAAAAAUUCGAAGGGUAUUCAGAAAAACAUAAAUCUCGUCAACAAUACUUUGUCUACCCACUUCUCUUUCAGGAAUAUAUUUAUGCAUUUGCCCACCAUUAUGGAUUAAAUGGUUCUGAACCUGUGGAAAUAGUUGUUAGUUGUAAUAACAAGAAAUUUAGUUCACUACUUGUGAAACGUUUAAUUAUUCGAAUGUAUCAGCAGAAUUUUUUGGAUAACUCGGUUAAUCAUCCUAACCAAGAUCGAUUAUUGGAUUACAAAAAUUAUUUUUAUUCUGAGUUUUAUUCUCAGAUUCUAUCUGAAGGGUUUGCGAUCGUUGUGGAAAUCCCAUUCUCGCUACGGGAAUUUUUUUGUCUGAAAGAAAAAGAAAUACCAAAGUUUCAGAAUUUACGCUCUAUUCAUUCAAUAUUUCCCUUUUUAGAAGACAAAUUUUUGCAUUUGGAUUAUCUAUCACAUAUAGAAAUACCCUAUCCUAUCCAUUUGGAAAUCCUGGUUCAACUCCUUCAAUACCGUAUCCAAGAUGUUCCAUCUUUGCAUUUAUUUUGAUUCUUUCUCAA
Triticum urartu is the source of this 2887-nucleotide messenger RNA. Lineage: Eukaryota; Viridiplantae; Streptophyta; Magnoliopsida; Poales; Poaceae. The record is from RefSeq and is a predicted model, not a curated record.